Messenger RNA from Seminavis robusta, 312 nucleotides. The record is from the annotation of a GenBank genome assembly. Lineage: Eukaryota; Bacillariophyta; Bacillariophyceae; Naviculales; Naviculaceae.
AUGUCAGUGCAUCCACUCCAGUUGCUGCGGACAUCUUCCAUCACUUCCGCUGCCGCUGCGCCACUGCUGUCACUGCCGCAGAAAACAAUGCUGGCAGCCUCUCCGCUACCGCUGCCGCAAUCGCCUCUACCACUGAUGCCUCAUCUGCUUCCACAGAAUCUUCAAAGGAUUCUAGCGAGGGAGGAAGACAAUUCAAGGGGAGGCGAAUUUCAAGGUGGACACAUCAUUGGCGGAAAAAUUGAUGCCGGCAACAAGGACGCCGGUGCGGAUGAGGAAGAGUCAUCUUCCAACGAUUCAAAGGAUUCCAGUUAA